This is a messenger RNA of Lottia gigantea (owl limpet), 435 nucleotides long. RefSeq lists its product as hypothetical. NCBI's taxonomy places the organism in Eukaryota, Metazoa, Mollusca, Gastropoda, Lottiidae. Bases 1 to 435 code for a protein of 144 amino acids. The transcript has 3 exons. The record is from RefSeq and is a predicted model, not a curated record.
AUGGAACUCGAAAGUAGACAACAAUAUAUGAUAGACAAACAAAACGAGUUAAAAGUAAAACUAGAACAAUAUAAUAAAUAUAAGAAAAGAUGGAUUAGAGUUGAUUCUGUUUUCAAAACACUGAGUGUAGUUCUAACAGUAGGAACAACAGUUGCAACGGCUGUAACUGGUGGAUUAAUGGUUCCACUACUUAUCCCAACUGUAUUAGCCACAAUUACUGCUAUUCAAACUUCAUCUUGUGGGUUGAUUGCUAUAGAAAGAUCAAGAGAAGAUAAGAACAUAACAAUAGAAGAACUAGAAAAAUUCAAUGAAAUUCUAGAUAAAUUUGAGAUGGAAAUAUCAGCAAUAAAAGAAGAAUCCUUUUACGUAAAGGCAAUUUUAAAGAAAUUAAAAGAUCAAAAGUUGGAAGAGGAACUGAACUACUCAAAAAAAUAA